AUGACAUUUAAGACUAUUGUAGAUUGUGAACCGAAAGGAAAUCCUGGGGAAUCCUCAACGACAGAAGCCGCACCUACACCAAAGAGCCCUCCAGCCCUGGGUCAGCAGUUUCUGCCAGCCCUGAAGGCUGAGAGCAGGCGCCGUGGUUCUCCCGUCUCUGAACUCGGAGCAAAUUUUGACAGGAGAGUUGCCCAAAUGCUCAUAGGUCUAAUUAAUAUGUCUAGCAAGGCUGUCGGUCGGAAGCAGGAGAGGGACUACACGUUCCAGAGCUGCGAGGGGCCCCCAGAUCAGCCCCCCGCUCAGAAGAGACAACGGGCAAGAGUCACUGGGCUCCGUCCGCCCUCCCGACUCGGCAGCGUCCAGGCAGGGCUCCAGCCGGCGGGGUGA
Messenger RNA from Rangifer tarandus platyrhynchus (Svalbard reindeer), 387 nucleotides. Lineage: Eukaryota; Metazoa; Chordata; Mammalia; Artiodactyla; Cervidae. The record is from the annotation of a GenBank genome assembly.